CGACAGAUGGAUUUGGUGAGAUUCAUUGUCCUCGCUGCACUGUGUCGCUUUCGUGGAAUGUCCAGCAUCCUUCUGUUCCUCGGGAGUCUCAGCAAAAUGAUUCUACGAGGCCUCAGACAAAGAAAGAACAGCCUUCUUGUUUUACUCCCAAGUGCAUCCUUUGCCAGCGGGUUUAACUGCACUGUGCAGGUCAAAGGCCGAGAUCUUGUUUGGACAACACAAGUCUUCCCUACUUGGUGUACACUCGAAAACCUUCGGGAACAGGGUGACCAAGGUCCACUCGGCUGCAAGACCUCUUCGGUAUUCCUGAGAGUCAGAAGGCCUUUUCCUCUUCUCUUGAUUCCCCAAUGGCCCAUUGCUCGCCGACGUAUUAGCCCACAAUUUUUGCCUCGCCUCUACUGAUCUCUUAAAUAUUUAAUUGUGCGUUGAUUCCUUGUUGACUGCUCACUGUGCCGUCCCCAGCCAGACACCCAGGCUGGUCCUUUUCUUUAGAGGCAACCUGCGAAGCCAUAAGCCGCGAAUCGCUUUCGAGCAGACUAAAAUGGCUCUUGAAGGAAUAUCCCUAGACUAACAUACUCCUGCUCAAUUGAAUCACCUCCCCGGACCAUCCUUGUAUUCGCAACACCUAUCG
Cantharellus anzutake is the source of this 631-nucleotide messenger RNA. RefSeq lists its product as uncharacterized. The record is from RefSeq and is a predicted model, not a curated record. Bases 7 to 402 code for a protein of 131 amino acids. The transcript is spliced from 2 exons. Lineage: Eukaryota; Fungi; Basidiomycota; Agaricomycetes; Cantharellales; Hydnaceae.